CUUCCGGGUUGAUGGACGUGUUUACUUUCCGAACUGUUAGCUGUUGCUGGUAAGGACUCUACCGGCUGUUCAGGAUGCUGCUGGUUCUGUCUGAAGACCAUAAGGAACAUCUCUCCUUCUUGCCGAAGGUUGACACCGCAGUGGUUGGAGAGUUUGGUCGCAUAGCGCUGGAGUUCUUGAGGAGAGGAAGCAGUCCUAAGAUCUACGAGGGAGCAGCCAGGAAGCUGUGUGUUCCGGUGGAAAUGGUGCAGCAUGGAGUGGAAGGCCUGAUGUACCUGAUGACCGAGAGCUCCAAACACAUGAUCUCUGAAGAAGAUUUCCUGGACUCUGUGUUGGUUCUGGGGUUUGGUGAAGAGCUUAACCAGACCCUUUUACAGCUCUACCUGCAACACCAAAAUCUGAUCCGCAGCAUCCUGAGACAGCUGCCCUCCAGCCUGCCUGCCUACCACAACCUUGAAUGGAGACUGGAUGUGCAGUUGGCGAGUCGUCCUAUCCGCCAGCAGGUCAUUCCCAUGCUGACGAUGCGCCUGCUGCUGACGGGAGGCUGUGACCUCAGCAGGAGGGUUCUCCAGACAGACCCCAGCACCCUCCUGCACCUCAUCUCCACACUGGAGGCUGCUCUGGCCGCCAUAAAAACCAAUCAUGCUCGCCGCAUAUUUCGCAACAUCAAAUGACCAACCCCCUCCUGCCGCCCAGGUCCUUUUCUGUGUAACCUGUUUCUGCUGUGACACGCCACAUUAUUGCCUUUAAACCUGGAUACAUGAAGACGGGUCUGUGUUCUGACCUGCUCCUGGAUGAUAAACUCUGGUUUUGUCCAUCUGACUGCCAAACGUCAAGAGUCAUAAUACUUGCCAGAAGGUAUCGACUUUAUUGUAUAUAAUGUUUCUUCAGUGCCGCCGAUGUUGUAUUAAAGUGUAAGACACAUGAA
Molecule: messenger RNA, 928 nt
Organism: Pseudoliparis swirei
Lineage: Eukaryota; Metazoa; Chordata; Actinopteri; Perciformes; Liparidae
Gene: commd2
Product: COMM domain containing 2
Exons: 6
Coding region: 75-674 (199 amino acids)
Source: RefSeq, a predicted model, not a curated record